Molecule: messenger RNA, 5541 nt
Organism: Pangasianodon hypophthalmus (striped catfish)
Lineage: Eukaryota; Metazoa; Chordata; Actinopteri; Siluriformes; Pangasiidae
Gene: abcc5
Product: ATP-binding cassette, sub-family C (CFTR/MRP), member 5
Exons: 29
Coding region: 175-4446 (1423 amino acids)
Biological process (GO): transmembrane transport
Cellular component (GO): membrane
Molecular function (GO): ATP binding; ATP hydrolysis activity; ABC-type transporter activity
Source: RefSeq, a predicted model, not a curated record
AUGCUUGUGGCCCUCACAGCGCCGCUAGGACGCUUCAUAAGCGAGUUGUUUUUUUGUUUUUUUUUUCUGCUGUUCGAAAUCUGCAGAUCGUCAAGAGGAAGCUCACAGGCUUGGAUAGAUAAAAACUCAGAGUGGAGGCCAGUAAAGCGCUCCUAUGGUUGCUAAUGAAAGAAGAUGAAAGAACAUGAUUUGGGAAAGGACUGCCUGGCAGCAGGUCCUGCGUACAGGGCCGUUCCCUCCAGAGAGGUUUUACCAGCAAAUGAAGUGGACCACUAUCAGCUCGCCAACGUCCAGGAUGCUCUGGAGACAGCAGGCCGGGCCGAAGGCGGCUUCCCACUGGACGGAGGCAGCGUCGCUCACGCUAAAGAGCUGGAGGAGGAAGGGGGCCGAAGCAAGUACCACCACAGCGUCGGUGUCCUUAAGCCCUUCCGCUCCACCAGCAAACAUGAGCACCCAGUGGACAACGCCGGCCUCUUCUCCUUCAUGACCUUCAGCUGGCUCACGCCGCUGGCCAAAACGGCCCACAGGAAAGGCCAGCUACUCCUGGAGGACAUUUGGGCUGUAUCGCAGUGGGAGAGCUGUGAGACCAACAGCAAACGGCUGGCAGGACUUUGGGAGAAGGAGCUGAACGAGCGAGGGGACCAGGCUUCUCUCCAUCGUGUUGUCUGGCUGUUCUGUCGUACCCGAUUGCUGCUGUCCAUCCUGUGCCUCAUGGUCACUCAGCUCGCGGGCUUCAGCGGCCCAGCCUUUGUGGUAAGGCGGUUGUUGGAGUACACUCAGAAGAGUGAGCCCGAUCUGCCCUACGGCCUGCUGCUGGUGCUCGGUAUGCUGGGCACCGAGCUUCUACGUUCCUGGUCACUUGCCCUCACCUGGGCACUCAACUACCGCACGGGCACGCGCCUGCGCGGCGCCAUCCUCACCAUGGCCUUCCACAAGAUCCUGCACCUCCGCAGCCUGCGCGAGAAGUCUGUCGGAGAGCUGAUCAACAUGUGCUCGAGUGAUGGCCAACGCAUGUUUGAGGCGGCAGCCAUGGGCAGCUUGCUGGCAGGAGGCCCCCUGGUGGCCGUCUUAGGGAUGGCCUACAACCUCUCAGUGCUUGGACCCACAUCUCUACUAGGCUCUGCUGUGUUCAUCCUGUUCUACCCUACGAUGAUGUUUAGCUCCAGGCUCACAGCCUACUUCAGGAGGAAGGGAGUCGCUGUGACUGACAAGCGUGUUCAAAAAAUGAAUGAGAUCCUGAACUACAUCAAGUUCAUCAAGAUGUACGCCUGGGUGAAGGCUUUUUCCCAAGUUCUGCGAAGAAUAAGAGAUGAAGAACGCCAGAUCCUGGAGCGAACAGGAUAUUUCCAGAGUAUAACUGUUGGUGUGGCUCCCAUUGUGGUGGUGAUUGCUAGUGUGGCAACCUUCUCCACCCAUAUGCUGCUAGGCUAUGACCUCACUGCUGCUCAGGCAUUUACUGUUGUAACCGUCUUCAAUGCCAUGACCUUUGCUCUGAAAGUCACCCCCUUCUCAGUCAAAUCGCUUUCUGAAGCAUCUGUUGCAAUGGAGAGGUUCAAGAGUGUUCUCUUGAUGGCUGAGGUUAAGACCAUCCGUGAGCAACCACAGAACACCCACAUAUCUGUGGAACUGAGCGGAGCGAGUUUGGCCUGGGAGACGGGCGGGCACAGUGCCCAGCCUACACCACGUGGCACUCCUUAUGUAGGACUGAGUCAGAGAGUGGCACGCAAGAAACGAUUCCAGAAGGAGGACCCGAGCAAUUGUGGGAUGGUGGAGGAGGAGCACCACGGACGGCUGUUGACAGACACGCCCUCAGGAGCUGAAGACCACACCCUGCCUGUACCCACCAUUAGCCAACGGCUGCAAAGAACCUUGCACUGUAUCGACCUCACCAUACAGAAGGGGAAGCUGGUCGGUAUCUGUGGAAGUGUUGGCAGUGGAAAGACUUCGCUCAUCUCUGCCAUCCUUGGCCAGAUGACUCUUCUAGAGGGAACAGUGGCGGUUGAUGGAAAUUUUGCGUAUGUGGCCCAGCAAGCCUGGAUCCUUAAUGCUACACUUCGUGACAAUAUCCUGUUCGGGAAGGAUUAUGAGGAAGAAAGGUACCAGGCAGUCCUGAGUGCCUGUUCUCUGAGACUGGACUUGGCCAUACUUCCUAACUCUGACCUGACUGAGAUUGGUGAACGAGGGGCGAAUCUGAGCGGUGGUCAGCGGCAGAGGAUCAGUCUGGCUCGGGCGCUUUACAGUGACAGGGACAUCUACAUCCUGGACGACCCCCUCAGUGCUCUAGAUGCCCAUGUGAGCAAUCACAUCUUUAACAACGCAAUUAAGAAGCAGCUGCGCGGCAAGACCAUCAUCUUUGUCACUCACCAGCUGCAGUACGUGGUGGACUGCGAUGAAGUGAUCUUUAUGCGAGAGGGGAGCAUCACCGAGAAGGGUACCCACGAAGACCUGAUGAAUCUGAAUGGAGAUUACGCAGCCAUGUUUAACAACCUGCAGCUCGGAGAAACUCCUUUCAUUGAGUUGCCAAAUAACAAUGCUGGGAGUUCUCUGAAGAAACGAGGUGAAAAUGCCAAGGCAGGAUCUGUGAAGAAGGAGAAACCUCCGAGCAAGGACAAUGGUCCGCUGAUGCAAGCUGAAGAGCGUGGUAAAGGUUCAGUCCCCUGUGCAGUGUACAGAGUGUAUAUUCAAGCUUUAGGUGGCUUGCCUGUCUUCCUUUUUAUCCUGGCCCUCUUCAUCCUCAACAUGGGCAGCACUGCCUUCAGUAACUGGUGGCUCAGCUACUGGAUCAAGCAGGGCAGUGGGAACACCACUGUGUUUGUGGGGAACAGCUCGAUGGUGAGUGACAGCAUGCGGGACAACCCUCUGAUGCAGUACUAUGCAGCUGUUUACACCAUGUCCAUGGGCAUUAUGCUCUUACUGAAACUCCUCAGAGGCGUCAUCUUCGUCAAGGGAACUCUGCGUGCAUCCUCUCGGCUUCAUGACGAACUCUUCCAGAAGAUUCUUCGCAGCCCUAUGAAGUUCUUUGACACCACACCCACAGCACGGAUCCUCAACCGAUUCUCCAAAGACAUGGAUGAAGUGGAUACACGACUGCCGUUCCAGGCGGAGAUGUUCAUCCAGAAUGUGAUCCUGGUGGUGUUCUGCCUAGGUGUGAUCAGCAGUGUCUUCCCAUGGUUCCUGGUGGCUGUGGGCCCACUGGUGCUGCUCUUCACUGUGUUGCACGCUGUCUCUCGGGUCUUCAUACGUGAGCUCAAACGGCUAGAUAAUGUCACACAGUCGCCUUUUCUCUCCCACAUCGCCUCCAGCAUCCAGGGCCUGAGCACAGUGCAGGCCUACGGCAAGGGAGAGGAGUUCCUCCGCAGGUAUCGGGAGCUGCUGGAUCAGAACCAGGCCCCGUUUUACCUGUUCAGCUGUGCAAUGCGCUGGCUCGCUGUGCGUCUGGAUGUGAUCAGUGUGUCACUUAUCAGCAUCACAGCACUGAUGAUUGUCCUCAUGCAUGGACAGAUCCCCCCUGCCUAUGCAGGCCUGGCAAUAUCCUAUGCUGUUCAGCUGACCGGUCUGUUCCAGUUCACCGUCCGCCUUGCCUCUGAGACAGAAGCUCGCUUCACCUCAGUAGAGAGAAUCCACCACUACAUUGAGUCUCUGUCACUGGAGGCUCCUGCGCGGGUGAAGAACAAAGCUCCUCCUUCAGACUGGCCACAGGAGGGAGAAAUUGUGUUUGACAGCGUUGAGAUGAAGUACAGAGAGGACCUUCCGUUGGUAUUGAAGAAACUGUCCUGCACAAUCCGGCCUAAGGAGAAGGUGGGGAUUGUGGGCCGGACAGGUUCAGGGAAGUCCUCCUUAGGCAUGGUUCUCUUCCGGCUGGUGGAGCCGUGCGGUGGAAGCAUUAAGAUUGAUGGUGUUAAUAUCUGCGACAUCGGUCUUGCUGAUUUACGCAGCAAGCUCUCCAUCAUUCCACAAGAACCUGUGCUUUUCAGUGGGACCGUCAGAUCAAACCUUGAUCCAUUCAACCAAUAUUCAGAGGCGCAGAUCUGGGAUGCUUUGGAGAGGACACACAUGAAGGAGUGUGUGUCUCAGUUGCCCUUGAAGCUGGAGUCUGAGGUUGUGGAGAACGGGGAGAACUUUUCAGUGGGCGAGAGGCAGCUCCUGUGUGUGGCUAGAACACUGCUUAGACAGUGCAAGAUCCUGAUCUUGGAUGAGGCCACUGCUGCUAUGGACACAGAGACAGAUUCUCUAAUCCAGGAAACCAUUCGUAACUCAUUCCAAGACUGCACAACCUUAACCAUCGCACAUAGACUGCACACUGUGCUCAGUUGUGACCGCAUCAUGGUGCUCAACCAGGGCCAGGUGGUGGAAUUCGACGAGCCGUCCAGACUUCUGGCCAACGAGAACUCUCGAUUUUGCGCCAUGCUGGCUGCGGUGGAGAACAAGAUUUCUGUUAGAGGAUAAAAAAAGAGAAAACAAGCAUGCACUCAUUAGGUUAGAGGAUACAAACAUCCUUGACUGAAUAAACCAGUCGCUGGUGCUUAAGCGUCACCUGCUAUUGCAGGCGUCUGGGGCUUUGCCGUGUCUGGAGAGCGGGAAUACUGUGUCUCUAUGGAGACAGAAUCAUGAACAUGCCUGUUCAGAUGUACUUAAUGUUAGCUGCAAUGGUCAGGUCACCAAAUACUGAUACUGUAACCAUAUUUUGCAUUAUACAAGCAGACAUCGGUUUUCAUGUAGGUCCAUUCAUGCAAACUGGUGUGUUUCAUAGAGUGUUUAUCUAUAUCUAUUAUAAGAUGAUAUUAUUUACACUGGGGAAAGGGUGUGUGUGUGUGUGUGUGUGUGUGUGUGUGUGUGUGUGUAUCCAGAGCUUUUGUGCAUUAGCUCUGUUCACGUAUGUCACAUGCACAAAUCACUGUACCAUAACCUUGAGUCUAAUAACUUGAUUUUUGCCAACUUGUGUGACUGUGUAAUGUCUCGUAACUUGAACUCCUGAUGCUGGUGAUUUUGUUGACAGGAAGUUUUGAUGACACUGAGUUAGAAACAGUGCUGCUUCUCAGAAUACUUGUUCCACAUAACAAGGACAGCCGCAUUUGUGCUAAGAGGCCUUGUACAUGUUUCCACUAUUUUGUGCUGAGUCAACAUUUCAUUUCGGUCUGCUGAUGUAUCUAUAUUUGUGAUUUUUUUUUUUUUUUUUUUUUUUUGCUUGUCCUUGCAUAUUCACACAGUCAGAGGAGAUCACCAAAUCCCCACAGCAGGAUCUGUGCACAUUAAAUGGGUUGUUUUUGCGCUGAGCAGAGUGAUCUAUCAGAGCAAAGCUCUGGAAAAUGAUCACUCUGAGUAGGAAACUUGGAUCAGGUGAAUAUCAUCUUUGGCCUUGAUGAAGGAGAAUCUGAUAUUUAUACCUGCUUCCUCGGUAGGACCCGCACAAUAUCCAGUCACCUGUUAUUUUCUUUACUUUCCACAGCCUUAGCAUGAUUUCUUAAUUGCCUUGUAAAGGCCUGAGAAGUUGAACAGGGAGAAUGAACUCUCUGUCUCAUCAAUAAAAUUAUUUUAGGUGUA